AUGGAAAGUGUUGCGGAAUCGUCGAUUGUGCCUCCGGGCUUUCGAUUUCACCCGACCGAUGAAGAACUCGUCGGGUAUUAUCUCAAGAGGAAGGUCAACUCUCUCAAAAUUGAUCUUGAUGUGAUCAUUGACAUUGAUCUCUAUAGAAUUGAGCCAUGGGACAUUCAAGAUAGGUGCAAAUUGGGGUAUGAAGAACAAAAAGAGUGGUACUUUUUCAGCCACAAGGAUAGGAAGUACCCGACGGGCACGCGGACCAACCGGGCCACGGCCGCGGGCUUUUGGAAGGCGACGGGUCGGGACAAGGCCGUGCUCUCGAAGGACAAGCUCAUAGGGAUGAGAAAGACUUUGGUUUUUUAUCGAGGCCGGGCUCCAAACGGGAGAAAAUCCGACUGGAUCAUGCACGAAUAUCGGCUACAAACAUCCGAAAAUGAACCCACUCAGGAAGAAGGUUGGGUCGUUUGCCGCGCGUUCAAGAAGCCAACACCAAACCACAAACAAGGCUUCGAAUCUUGGACUAACUCGACUUCCUUAGCACAAAACUUUAACCUCCAUAAUCAAGGCACGACGAGCUUUAUCAAUCCGCCUCUAUCCAACGUUCGGAAUCCUUUAGUAGAGCUUCGAAACCUCGGGAGCCCCUCGAUUUCCACGAGUUUCGCCAGCACAAAAGAAAAUAUUUUCGACCAGAAGGGGAUAUUUGAUAGUAUUGGAAGUAAUAGUCUGUAUGGGGAUUAUUGGAAGAGUUUUGAUAGGUUGCUUGAGUCUCAAGUAAUCGGGCCGUCAUCGUCGUUUUCCGUUCAGCCAAACAUGCCCUUGGUGAUGUCAUCACACAAUCAUGGGCUUCUUGCUGAUGAUCAAGCUCAUAUGAGCCAUGUACUUGAAUGUUUUCCAGACUUGUAG
This is a messenger RNA of Striga hermonthica, 897 nucleotides long. NCBI's taxonomy places the organism in Eukaryota, Viridiplantae, Streptophyta, Magnoliopsida, Lamiales, Orobanchaceae. The record is from the annotation of a GenBank genome assembly.